AUGGAAAAAUCUAUCUUAGGCUUUCUCAGGACUGUUUUACAGGCAUCUAGCGACGUGAUUUCACCGAAUGAAGUAUUUUUUGCAGGUUUUCUGUUUGGGCCUGUUGUUGCUAUUCUCCUGGGAGUACCAUUUGUCCCUAUCCGGAAGCAAGGUAAACUGCCUGGCGAGUGCUUGCAAGCGUCAUAUGUGAAGGAAUAUGGUGAGGACGUCAUUGAAAUUCAGAAGGAUGCUAUAUCUGCUGGUUGGAAGGUCGUAAUAAUCGACGAUUUGUUAGCAACAGGGGGCACCUUAAAGGCUGCUGUUGAUCUCAUCGAGAAAGCAAAUGCCACUGUGUCGGAAGCAUACAUGAUAAUAGAAUUGGCACCUCUUCAUGGAAGAGAAAAAGUUCCAGGAACUCCUGUCUCCGCACUCAUAGUGUAUAACGAAGCUUAA
Messenger RNA from Ostertagia ostertagi, 432 nucleotides. The record is from the annotation of a GenBank genome assembly. NCBI's taxonomy places the organism in Eukaryota, Metazoa, Nematoda, Chromadorea, Rhabditida, Trichostrongylidae.